Molecule: messenger RNA, 5334 nt
Organism: Xenopus laevis (African clawed frog)
Lineage: Eukaryota; Metazoa; Chordata; Amphibia; Anura; Pipidae
Gene: znf800.S
Product: zinc finger protein 800 S homeolog
Exons: 6
Coding region: 538-2604 (688 amino acids)
Source: RefSeq, a predicted model, not a curated record
UACCUCCCUCACACAGAGAAUCCCUCUCAUCACUAAGCCAGAAGCGUCGGGCAGAACCAAGUACAUGGGGGGGGGGACACCUGUACCAUGACUCCGUUCACAAUUCGGAUACGCGCUGCUAUACUUGGACAUAGGCGCUCACUUGAGGUAGCACAGGCGGGCGUACUCCUCAGAGGGAACUGGGCAAAGCAUCCAUAUACCCUUGUGUCGCAUAACCUUUCCGGCCCUAUGAGAGGUCCCCAAUAUCAGCAGGGCCUCUAAUUGCCCCUUCUUUGCACUCUUUUGCUUUCAAAAUUCGAGUAGAAGUGUCCCCGCCCGUGGUGCCCUGCACUGGCGCUGGUUGAUGACGCGCUGUCCCCUCCUUCUCUUGCCCUGGGCUUGGGACUCAGGCUGGCUGGCGUUGCGCACGGCAAGAGCGCGUUGGUUUGGUGGCUUCUCUGGCCGCGCUUUGGUGUGAGCCAUGUAUCGGAGACUCUCUGCAGAGCUCGAGUCUGACGCAUCAGCUAUAGUAGUACUGGCUUUACCUUAAAUUAAACCAUGGAAAAAAAUUACAAUACACUUCGGAAGACACACUUUUUGCGCAGUAAGAAUAAAAAUGAAAUGGAUUCUGAAGAUGUUCGGUUGUCUGCUCAAAAAGGACCCUUAAGGGACAAGUAUUGUCAGACUGACCAUCACCAUCAUGGAUGCUGUGAAACAGCCCAAACACUGGAGCCUGGAGACCCACCGCUAUUGCAAAAGCCUAUGCAGACUGCUAGAUCUGGUAUCCUGCAAAUUAUUGAAUGUUUUCGAUCUGGUACAAAACAGCUUAAACAAAUGUUAUUAAAAGAAGUGGAUACCAUAUUUGAAUGCAAGUCAUGCCGCAGUCUCUUCAGAGGACUUCCCAACCUCAUCACCCAUAAACAAUUCUACUGCUUAUCUAAAUUGCACGUGGAAGAAUGCCCAUCCACUGAAAAUGAUAAACCAGCUCAAGAAAAGAAGAAAGAUCUUCUGGAGACCAUUUAUCCAAGAGCAGAUAAAUCUGAACUUGUCAUACAGCUUGAACCUAUACAGACAAAUAAAAAUGCUGUUUUUCAGUUCGUUACAACAGCUGCAGAAAUCAGCACAGGUAACUGCAACCCACCUGAUCCUGGUGAGAUUCAAAUGACAGAAACAAUCUCUUCAACAGCAAUAUUAGCUCCACAAACAGAAGUUAAUGAAUUACCCCCUUCAGCUAACUGCAAAAAAGAACCCAGUUCCAGUAUUCCGGUGGAAAGCCCAGUACAGGCCCUUAGUAUUGUUUCAAAGUCUGUCAAAACAGGCAGCAGCAGUCAUCCAUUUUCUUGUCGUGUUUGUAAGAAAAAUUUCACCUGCAGGCGAGGUAUAAGACGACAUAUUAAAAAGGUACAUAGAAAAAAGCUUGAGGAUAUAAAAAAAUUUAUUGAAGUCCAUCGAAUUCCAACACUCUCAAAAGGACGUAAAAGAGCUCAUACAACAUCAAGCAAAAGCUGUCACAUGUGUCAGAAAUCCUUUGCGACAAAAGCCAAUGUUAGGAGACAUAUUGAUGAAGUACACAAAGGAAUGAGACGGGAUUCCAGUCUUCCUGAAGGAACUGCAAAACCUGGAAAAAACUUGGCUCCUGAAAAGGCAUCGUCUAAAAAAUCAGCAAAAAGUUUGUCUCGUACACAAAAACCUUCUGGGAAAUCUGAUUUUAGCUUAAGCUCAUGCAAAUGCCCAUAUUGUAAGAGACGAUACACUUCACGUUACCUUCUGAAAAAGCAUGUUCAUAUAGUACAUAAAGCAAUGGUUUCUGCAAAAGAUUCUAAACAAGAUAAAGAACAGAAUCAUGCUGCUCAUGCAGAUGUUAAAGUGAAAAUUGAAAGCUCAAGCACUAUUGAACCUUCAACAAUAACUGUUUCUAAUUUGUCUAAUAGUGAAUUAAAGGGAGCCCAUUCUGCAAAUGAGAAAAAGAUUACAGCUGCAACACAAAAAAGUAAAAUUAAACCUGACGUAGAUUCUCUCAAGGCUAGUCCUAAUGACAAGAAGAAAUUCAAGAAGCCCAAACUUUCAGCUGGCUUUGACUUCAAACAGCUUUACUGUAAACUUUGUAAAAGACAGUUCACAUCAAAACAGAAUCUUACAAAGCAUAUUGAAUUGCAUACAGAUGGCAACACCAUUUAUGUUAAGUUUUAUAGAUGUCCUCUUUGUAGCUAUGAAACCCGUAGGAAACGUGAUGUCAUUAGACACAUUACUGUCGUGCAUAAAAAGUCACAACGGGCUCUAGUGAAAAUAACUGGCAAUUUGGAAAGUAGGGCAAUAAAAAAACCUAUUGAUAUCGUUCUAGAUAAAGCUGUAAAGAAUGCUCCACAGAAAGAAAAAUCAAAACAGCUUACUUUAAAACAAGAAUUUUUUCCAUCUCCAAAUAAAAAACACAACACAGGAGAAGCGAGCAUUGAAGUGAAAGUGACCAAAAGCUUUUCACUGCUUAAAUGUAAUAAAUGUGGCAAAGCAUUUGCAAAAAAAACUGAUCUGGAUCAGCAUAAAAGAGAUCACAAAGCAAAUUCCAAUAGCUUGCCCAUGGACUCCAAAACCAAAGGAAGAAGUACAAGGUCUAAAACCCUUAUUUGAGGAAAUCUUUAUCCUUCCUACAUGAUAUCUGAUUUUUAAAUUGAAGGCUUAUCUUGGUUUUACUCCAUUUGUAGUGCAGGGUUUUGGAAGUGAAUAUAAAUACAUGCACUAAACUGAAUACAAUGAUCAGAUUGUUUUAUGUCUUUGGCUUUCUGUUGCUCUGAUUCUUGUUCUUUCCUGCAUGCUGCUUAACAAAGCAUUGCACUUACAAGAUAUGUAAUACGUAUUGUAGAGAAUGAUACUACAUCUUUUCUGUUGAGUUGUUUAAAGAAAUUUAGCUUUUUACUGUUUGAUUAACUGAAACAAAUGAAGGAUAAUUUUAAGUACACUCUACUUCACUUAUAGAAUGAAAUGUAAUAACCUACUAGCACUGAAAAAUUCUACAAAAUAGUAUAGAAAAGCUGCCAACUAAUUAUUACAUAUUUAUUUUCUGAUGGAUUAAUACUGCUAGUAUAAUAAUAAUUGUGAGUUAUUACUUUGCCUAAAUCUAAGCAAUGUUAGCAAUGUUUUUUUUUUUUAUACAAUUUUAAGAACUCUACAUGGCGUGUUUAAAAGUAAGUCUAUUCCUCUUAUAAAAAUAUGUUUCUCUAAUUUAAUUUAUGCUGUUGUUUGCCCAAAAGUAUUUUGAACAUGUUUUUUUCAUAAGGGUUUUUAGAAUAUAGUUCAUGAAGGUCAGUUGCACCAUGUUGUUUCAAUGGAGUUUUCUAGAGGAAUAUCAAACAGGGUAAAAUGGCUUGGCAAGCUGCCUUUCCCUACGUGAGCACUGAAUUUAAAUGCUUUUGAGUAGAGGAGCAGACAGUUCAGAAUUUGGUUUACUUAUUAUUAAUAUAUUAUUUGCAAGUGGCAAAUUUAUAUUUUUAUUUCUAAAAAAAAUUUGCAGUACUAAAAAUAUUUCACCUCUUGCUUAUUUUGUAAUAUGCAUAUGGGAAAUAUUUGCUUAUAUUAAAUAGAUCUGUAUAUUUGACUGUAUUCAUGAAAUAUUCCUGCUUGCAAUUUAUACAAAGUAUCAGGAUUGUAGUGGCAAAUCAAUAGCAAAAUAAACUUAUGCAGUUGACUUAUAAUUGAUCUAUACUUUGCCAAAACUAGACUAGUUUCAAGGGGAACUAUCGCAAAAUUAAAAUUUAAAAUUUAAUAUAAGCUUGUGCAUACUGAAAUAAGAAACUUUUAAAAUACAAUUAAAUAUUCUGAAAUAAUCAACUUUAUCCUCACUAUCCCAGUUGGGUGUCACCUAGCAGAUAUAUUAGAGCUCAUUCCAGUACAAACAAAAUCUAAAAAAAAAAUAACUGCCUUUUGCACAAAUUCUGCAUGUAGAGAGACCUGAUGUCUGGUGAAUUUAAUAGAGUAAGCUCUAAUACAUCUUCUAGGCAAAAUGAGCCCCCCUAUAAAAAUAUUGGAUCUAACUGUCAAUGAUUAUCUGACACCCAACUCCUGAAAGAGUAUGAGAAGUAAGAGAAUGAAGAGAAACAUGCUGAGAGAGGAAUAGUGAAGAUGAACUUGAUUAUUUAAGAAAUGGUACAGAAUUUUUCAGUUUGUAUUUAGAAAUUUUCUUAUUUUAGUUUGAGGAAGCUUAUAUUAAACUUUCAUUUUCGAUAGUUCCCCAUUUAAUAACCAUUUUAGAGUUCUUAAUGCUGCUAAGGAUGCAUUAUCUCCCUUUACUGUGAAACUAAUUAUAUUUGCUUUAUGUCUAUAAAGGACUAGGUUUUUACCUUAUGUUGUAACUCCUAUUGGAUCAGAGUAACUUAAUCCAGAUCCACUACCUUAUGGAUCAUAUUUGUAUUGGUUCACUAAUUUAAGAAUGUGUGUAUUUGGAGUUUGUGCUCUUCCUGACAUCUUUUUAUCACUUCCUUGAUUUAUAUGAUUUAAUUAGCCUUGUUCAUAGAAACAUUGAUGAUAUCUGCGUUAAUAGUGUAGACAAAUACUAAAACUACUGCACAAUAGAAGGGAAAUAAAGCCAACUUAAACAUUGUCACAGAGACUUCUUAUAACAUUUCUGUAAUGUACAGAAAUAACAUGAAAUACAUUUGUUGUUCUGAGACAUAUAUGUUAUUUAGUAUAAAUUUAAGUUAUUAGUUACAAAUUACUUAGGUUGGAGGUGCCUCUGAUUACAAAACACAGUUUGGAAUUUUAAAGCAUACUAAGGAAGAAAAAGCAAACACUGGUCAGCCCCCAAUCUUAUUUUAAGUGUUCUGUGCAGCUGCAGCUAGUAACAUUAUAGGUGAAACGCCAGCAGCAGAUCGUUUGAUUGCCAGAGAAUUUUUAUCUGUCAUUUGUCUAAAAGAUAGAUGAACAAGAGAUAUGCUGUGAGCAUGAGUGUGGGUACCUUGAUGGGGGCAUAUUUAAUAAUCUAUUAAUACUCAAUAAUAAUUUUCUCCUGUCAUAAAUCUUUAUUUUAUUCAACUCAUUGCAGUUAACCCAGUUACUCUCCUUUUUCUGUAAGAUAGGUUCAGAAAAUGGUCUUAUGCUAACAGUAUAUUUGUUUGAAACAGUUGUAACUUGCAUAAUAUUCUGAGUUACAGUAGAAAAAUAAAAAUCUCUUUUUUUGUGCUAUUUUGUGAAAAUGUAACAAUUUGACAUUUGUUUUACUAUUUUAAAUAGAUAUUGCAUAUUAUCAGAUCUAAAUACACUCCUGUGAUCUGAAUGUGAUAGAAAAAUGAAUACUUCUGUGAUGGCACAUGUCCUAUUGGCAUAAUUGUAUUACAUUUGCUGGAAAUAAAAAUGAACUGGAAUUUU